AGGGGCAGCGCAGGGCAGCUCCGCUUCGGGUCCAGCCUGGACCUAGCAGCAGAAGAGGGGAAGGGGGAGGGUCGGCUGGGAUCUUGGAGGGCGACCGGGGCCUCGGGUUUCAGCCCAGGUCGGCGGAGCCAGACAAGAUCGGAGUGGCGUGGCCCGCCUCUCUUCAGCUCUACCACGCUAGUUAGGACCGACUAAUUAACUAGCUUCCGUCAUUCAUCAAUACGCGUUUUAUUGGGCAUCUCGCGAGCGCCGUGCCACGUGCAGCCACCGGCGGGCGGCCGCGGUCCCGGGGUUGCAAGGAUGCAGGGGGGUGAGCCAACCCUGCGGUGGGACUAGGGGAGCGCCGAGGCGGCGCGUUUAUUGGAAGAUUGGGGACCUUUUUCACAGACGUGGACACUUAGACCUGGAGUGGAGGGCUAUCCCCACGGCCACUUCGGCAGGACUGAGGAGUCUUGGCCUUCGCAGGGGUGCACCCCGACGAGGUAGGGGAGUGAUGUUCGGACUUGCGACGCAGGACCGAGGCAGAAGAGAGGACACACACGGCCGCCUGGGGCAAGCUCUGGGAAGGGCCAGGAGUGAUCCAUUCCGCCGUUCUGGGCGUGCCCGCGCGCCGCCACUACGUCCGGGCCCUCCUAGCGUGAUCCCGCACGCGCGAACCGCGCCCCAGGGCGGAACUAGGGAGUGUGGAUCGACAGCACGGCCGGACCGUAUCGCGAAGCACAGCGGGACGGACCGCGGAGGUCCGCGCAGUGAAGCAGCGGGUUGGCUGCCUUAGCCGUAGCUAUGGCUGCUACGGUGCUGGGAUCUACCGCGCGCGCUCUGUGCUCGUCGUGCUGGCGACUGGGAACUUGGCAGACACAGAUUAGAGACACCCACCAGCGAGCCUCAUUGCUGUCCUUCUGGGAACUCAUUCCCAUGAGAGCAGAACCUCUGCGGAAGAAGAAGAAGAUAGAUCCUAAAAAAGACCAAGCUGUGAGAGACCGUUUGAAAAAGAGGAUCCGACGACUAGAAAAGGCUAGCCAGGAGCUAAUUCCCAUUGAAGAUUUUAUUACACCUGUGAGGUUCUUGGAUAAAGUGAGACAGCGGCCUCAGGUAGAGCUCUCCUUUGAGGAGGCUGAGCGGAGAGCUUUGCUUCUGAAGAAAUGGUCCCUGUACAAGCAGCAAGAGCAUGAGAUGGAGAGGGAAGCCAUCAAGUCCAUGCUUGAGGCUCAGCAGGAAGCUCUGCAAGAGCUGAAACUCACAUCCCAGGAGCUGCAUGGGGAGGCCAUCAAGAGGGACCCCAGUCUGUUCCCCUUUGAGAGAGAAGGGCCAACUUACACACCACCAGUCUCCAACUACCAGCCCCCUGAAGGCAGGUACCACGACAUCACCAAGGUAUACACACAAGUGGAAUUCAAGAGGUAGAGCUGGAGGCAGCUGUCUGAACACUCUGCCCUUCAGAGCCAGAAUGACCAGGGCUCAGGUCUGCUUGUCACAGUGUGAGCCAUGCUGAGAAUAAAUGUAAGUGUAAUCAA
Artibeus jamaicensis (Jamaican fruit-eating bat) is the source of this 1514-nucleotide messenger RNA. It is a transcript of the gene MRPL40, whose product is annotated as mitochondrial ribosomal protein L40. The coding region runs from base 784 to 1404 and encodes 206 amino acids. NCBI's taxonomy places the organism in Eukaryota, Metazoa, Chordata, Mammalia, Chiroptera, Phyllostomidae. The record is from RefSeq and is a predicted model, not a curated record. Gene Ontology annotation, cellular component: mitochondrial large ribosomal subunit; mitochondrial ribosome. The transcript has 4 exons.